AUGUUGGUGCUCUUUGAGACAGCUGCAGGCCAUGCGCUGUUUAAAGUACAGGAUGAAGCAAAACUGGCUAGUGCUGACGAUGUGUAUAAACACUUUUCGACUCCUGAGAAGGCCGCGAAAGUGCUGAAGCUUAAGGGUUUCAAUGCAUUCAAGGACACGACGGAAGCUGUAGCCGCUGCUACUGAUAUGGUAGAUAGCAAGAUGAGCAAGACACUGAAGAAGUUUUUGAAGAAGAACGUAGUGGAUGCUGGUCUUAAGGAUAAGCUGGCUGUGUCAGACAAAGCGCUUGGUUCACUUAUCAAGGAAAAGCUCAGUAUUGCAUGCGUUAACGAUAGCGCUGUUAAUGAGGUGAUGCGGUGCAUCCGUGCUAAUAUGGAAACACUCAUUACUGGUCUAGAGGAUGACGAUUUGAAGGCCAUGACGCUCGGAUUAUCACACUCGCUCUCCCGCUACAAACUCAAGUUUAGCGCCGACAAGGUAGACACGAUGAUUGUGCAAGCAAUUGGUCUACUUGAUGAACUGGACAAGGAAAUCAACACGUACUCAAUGCGUGUUCGUGAAUGGUUUGGCUGGCACUUUCCAGAGAUGGGUAAGAUUGUUUCGGACAAUUUGCAAUACGCCAAGUGCGUACUAAAGAUGGGUAUACGCUCGAACGUUAAGAGCCUUGACUUUUCGGACAUCUUGUCAGAAGACGUGGAGGCGUCUAUGCGCGAGGUGUGCGAAGUUUCGAUGGGAACGGAUAUUUCUGAGGAGGAUGUGACCAAUAUCUCGGCUCUUUGUGAGCAGGUCAUUUCUCUAACGGAGUAUCGCGCUCAGCUUUUCGACUACUUGAAGAAUCGCAUGAACGCCAUUGCUCCCAAUCUGACAGUUAUGGUGGGAGAGCUUGUGGGUGCUCGUCUUAUUGCUCAUGCUGGUAGUUUAAUGAAUCUGGCUAAACAUCCUGCUUCUACUGUGCAAAUCCUUGGUGCCGAAAAGGCUCUUUUCCGUGCUCUUAAGACUAAGCACGACACACCGAAGUAUGGUUUGAUUUAUCACGCCUCGCUAAUCGGUCAGACUGCGCCCAAGCAUAAGGGAAAGAUUUCGCGUGUGCUGGCUGCCAAGACGGCGCUAGCUAUACGUGUAGAUGCGCUGGGCGAUGCCACUGAGGCUACAAUUGGCUUUGACAACCGUGCUAAAGUUGAGGCUCGUGUGCGGCAGCUAGAGAAUGGCUUUUCGGGCGUGCCUAAUAGCAAUGGCAAAACUAAGAACGAAGCAAAAAAGUAUACGAAGACGGAGACGAGCACGACAUACAACGCGGAUGCUGACAUGACGGUGUCGAGCAAGAAGCGCAAGGUGGAGGAUGCUGACGAGGAAGAGGAGCCCAAGGAGAAGAAGAAGAAACACAAGAAGAAAAAGAACGCUGAGGAAUAG
Messenger RNA from Peronospora belbahrii, 1410 nucleotides. The record is from the annotation of a GenBank genome assembly. Lineage: Eukaryota; Oomycota; Peronosporomycetes; Peronosporales; Peronosporaceae.